This is a messenger RNA of Malurus melanocephalus (red-backed fairy wren), 3781 nucleotides long. RefSeq names its product centromere protein L (gene CENPL). Lineage: Eukaryota; Metazoa; Chordata; Aves; Passeriformes; Maluridae. The record is from RefSeq and is a predicted model, not a curated record. The transcript has 4 exons. The coding region runs from base 59 to 1135 and encodes 358 amino acids.
AAAGGGAAAGCAAACACCGCCGCCACCGCCUCCUGCCCUCAGGCCGCCCGCCUCAAAGAUGGCGGCGGAGGCGCGGCCCCGCGCGGGGGCUGACGGGAGGCGGUUCGAACGGCGCCGGCGGGCGAUGGCGGCCAUGGCGGACGAGCCGGCCGAGGAAGGCGGGACGCGGACCCUGCGGCUUUCCCAGGUUCUGCCCUUCGGACGGGGCCACGGCCGCCUCGGGAUCAGCCCCAGCGGCCGCUACGUCCUGCCGGUGCCGAGCUCGCAGGAAAUCGUCGAUCCGCAGAAAACAGCGUUUCUGCUGCGCAAAGCCUGGACGCUGUACAGCGUGACCCCCCUGUACCGUUUCCACCGCGCCCGCCUCAGGGAYUACGCGCGGCUGCUGAGCGCCUUCAUCGCCGCCGAGAAGCAGAAGGGGCUGGCGGUGGAGGUGGGUGUCGAGCUGGACAUCAGGGUGACCGUGUCCAGCAUCGCCGAGCUCCGGGGCAGCGAGCAGGACCAGCCUGCCGUCCUCGUGCAGCUCUCUUCGAGGUCACGAGCUUCCUCCAGGAGCUCUGAAGACAAACUGGUGUGGUCGGGCUGUUUCUGCUCUGUUUUUGGAGAUGACCUUUCCGAGAAUGUUCUGGAGGGCUUCACCUGUCUGCCCCUGUUCCUGACCCACGGGGCCGAGAGCUACACGUCCAUGGUUGGAAGGUGGUUCCAGAAGACUUUUGACUGCUGUUUCCGCCGCCUGGCCAUCAGCCCCCUGAACCUCAGCUGGMUGGUGGCCAUGUGGGCUGGCAGCAAGCUGGACAGAGCUGCCUCUGCUGUGGAACUCAUCUUCUCCGUGCCCCGCCUGCUCCAGCCCCUGGAUAUUUCAUAUGCCAUCCACCCAGAGGAUGCCAAAGAGCUGUGGGACACGGUCCAAAAAACACCGGGAGAGAUCACUCAGGAGGAGGUGGAUGUGUUCAUGGACUGCCUUUAYUCGCACUUCCACAGGCACUUCAAGAUCCACCUGUCAGCUGCAAAGCUAGUCAAGGUUUCGACAGCAGUUGCCUCGGCACACUGUGAUGGGAUUGUGAAGCUUCUACACAGCCAAUACCUUCUUGGAGUGCUGAUGAUACUGACUGAACUUGCAGUCUCUCAGAUACAGUGAGAGCUAUUUCAGUAACUCUUCAUGCUAAAAAGGCUUCCCGUUGAACCAAGUGUGCUGAGAAAUCACCAUGAAAUUCACUCCUGCAGGAUCUUUCCUCUCUUCGGGCUGUUUGGAGCUGGGGUGUAACUCCAGCACUUGGGCUGUGUAACAGCRAAGCCAAGCACACUGCCCUGAAGACAGGGCUGCAAUGCAAACUUGUGACAGYUCUAUGACCAGUUUGUUUUCUCAGUCACUUCAUUUAUGUGCAGGUUAUCAGCUCAGAGACAAUGAAAACUCUUGAUCAACUUUCUGACAGGUAUUUCUGUUGUUUCAAAGAGCAAGUUGGUUUCCACUGGACAGCCUAAGCUAUACAGACCUUGGCCUUGGCUGAACUGUGACUACUCUUGGGUUACUUUAAAUGCAGAGUUCAGCACACCUGAGAAAGGGUACAUACUCUGCAAUCCAGGGCAGAAAAAUCCAGGUUGCUAAUUCCCUUCUUAGCUUGCUAAGGGUACUUGGUAAUAAUGUUCAUUUGUGUUCCAGUUGGGCAUGAGAKUGGAAACAAGGCACUUGUCAGCCUGUUGGUCUUCUCAGGCAAGUUGAUAGAUAGUUAAGUGGAUAUGCUUGACAGUUAYUAGGCUUUGUCCUGAUGUUUGUAAUCUUGGAUGUAAUCCUGUGGGCCAGAGAGCUCUCAGGGUUGGAGCUGUGUGCUAUAAUUUUAUGUUGGAUUCCUUCCUUCUGGAGCAGGUAAGAGUUCAGAGGGAUGGUGUACAGCACUUGGCUAGACAUUUAAGUAGCAGAAAGUUGCACCUGCUAAGACUUCUUGUAAUACAGUACUAAAUAAAGAAAGUAUUUUCCAUCUUUUGUCUUAAGGACAGACCAUCUAUGUCUAAUUAAAUACAUUCUUGCACGAAGCUUAUCUCCAACUAUAGCUUACCUGACCAAACCACCACUUGUUAUCUAUUAAAUAAUUCUGUGAGCAGCAAAAUUUCAAGUUUUAUUUUCUUGCUUCACAAUUCUGCAGCAUCUCUUGGAGCUGAUUUGUGCUGUGGCCUUCUCCUAAAUAGGAAUGCAUGUUUCCUUUCUUUUCCCAGUGUAAAGCUGCCUAACAUGACAUAACUGCAUGCCUACUUCCUAACCUUUUUCCAAAAUUAGACAAAGAAACAUGCACUUGGUUUCAGAUUGUUUACURUUUGAAAGUGGAUUAUUUUUGCAUGUUAAGGUUGCAUUCUGUGGUGACUCUUACCCCGGUAGAGGCAGCUAAGUGAUCUUCUGAAGGUCUUGGCAGCACUGCAACUACUUAAACUAUCACUUCUGGUGCUUUAGUUUCCUUUUUUGAAAUAUCUCAGACAAAGUGUGCUGUCUGGAGUCAGAAGAGCGCAGCACUGAGUACAACGUCUGGAAAUAACUGGCACCUGUAUUUGAUUUGAAAACAGGACUGUUACACCCAGGGUUUGGUUUUAAAUCUAAUGCUCAGCUCUUUCCAAUGAAUUUGUAUAAAUAAUUUCUAAAAAACUCAGUUUUAACCUCUCCUUGUGUUGUCCUCAUUGAUAAAUGCAGUUACGUGAGCAUAGGUAAGAUCUGGYCAGAUAGCACAGAUGCUUCCUUCCAGAAAAAGCUGGUUCUGAGUGAUGUGAAGGGUAAAAAUAAACAACAAAGUUUUAAGUCUUUUACCUGGACUUAUCGGAAGAAAACCUCCAGCAUCUUUGUCCACAUAAACCAUAGAAAAACAUGCCCCCCACUGCUUUCACCCCAAGAAAGAAACCAAGAACAGCAUAGAAGAAAUUUAUUAAGAUAGCACUAUUUAUACAAGUUACUCAUGCUAGAAAAAAGCAUAAAUGAUACAUGUAAACAUUUGUUUACAGAAUACUUGUUUUCCUUGUAAAGGUGCAAAAUGAUCUUCAUGUAAACACAAGAAUACCAACCUUUAGGGGGAAAGGGGCUAUUAAAAAAGUUUUAAUGUCCCAUUUAUGACGGUAGUGUAUUUUUUACUAUAUUUAAGCACAUUAAAGUCUGAAUUACAUGAAUCAAACUAUGAAGUUAAAGAACUCAAGAUGUCAGCACUGCCUUUUUCAUUUCAGGAAUUUACAGUCCUCUUUUUUAAAAUCAGAUUUAGUAAGGUCCACAGUUUGAUCAGGUGCAAAAGGUCCAUACUCARUAGAAAUUACAGUACAAACAGAAUUGUUGAGUCUUGAGUUCUCUCCUCUUCUCCCCCCACUUCUGGGUGCCUCCACAAUUSCAGUGCCAGCAAACAGCCCUUCCUAUUCAAACUCUUUAAUGAACCUCACACCUUUCCCUGCUCUAAACAUACACAGGCAAAGUGCACAAAAAUCACGCAAAGAGAGGCCACACUCAUCAUGGUCAGGAAUUCUACAGACACAAGAGGCAGCUGAAGUGAGGCUGAUCUAAGCAUUUUUCAGCAGGAAGGAGCUGGCUGCGGGUCUGCCCUUCCAGCCAAAACACAAGAAGUGGAUGUCAGAAUUAACAGAUGAUACCUGCACCCUGCUUCAGGCAAGAAUUGAUAUCAAGCAGGCAACAGGAGGAAAAAGGCUUUUAGAAGUGAGCAACAACCAGUUGUUUUUAGGUUCUGUAGUGAUUACAGGAGGAGUAUCAGUUUGGAUGGAGCCAAACUAUGUAUUCCAUAYCCAUCUGCAUUAUUCCUGAUGA